Molecule: messenger RNA, 3170 nt
Organism: Diceros bicornis minor
Lineage: Eukaryota; Metazoa; Chordata; Mammalia; Perissodactyla; Rhinocerotidae
Gene: SERPINA3
Product: serpin family A member 3
Exons: 5
Coding region: 61-1326 (421 amino acids)
Biological process (GO): negative regulation of endopeptidase activity
Molecular function (GO): serine-type endopeptidase inhibitor activity
Source: RefSeq, a predicted model, not a curated record
GCAGGAUUGGAAUCCACUAGCUGCACCCAGCUCUCCGAGGCAGGGUUGAGGGCAGAGGGAAUGUCACCUCUCCUGGCUCUGGGGCUCCUGGUGGCUGGGCUGUGCCCUACUGUCCACUGCCUCCCGGGGGGCGUGCUUGACGGGGAGAAUGUGACCCAGGAGGACCAACACAGGAGGACGCCUGCGGACAACCUCAGAUUAACCUCCAGCAACACCGACUUCGCCUUCAGCCUCUACAAGCAGCUGGCUUCAGAGACCCCCAAGAAGAAUGUCAUCUUCUCCCCGCUGAGCGUCUCCAUCGCCUUGGCCCUCCUGUCGCUGGGGGCCCGCGGCACCACCCUGAAAGAGAUCCUCGAAGGCCUCAAGUUCAACCUCACGGAGACAACCGAGGCAGAAAUCCACCAGGGCUUCCAGCACCUUCUGCGUACCCUCAGCCACCCCAGCAACCAGCUGCAGCUGAGCGUGGGCAACGCCGUGUUCGUCGAGGGUCAGCUGAAGCUGCUGCACAAAUUCAGGGACAAUGCCAAGUCUCUGUACGCCUCUGACGCCUUCCCCACCGACUUCCAGGACUCCGUCGCCGCCGAGAAGCUCAUCAACGACUACGUGAAGAGUAAAACCCAGGGGAAAAUUGAGGAUUUGGUCAAGGACCUUGACAUGCACACAGCCAUGGUCCUGGUGAAUUACAUCUUCCUUAAAGCCAAGUGGAAGACGCCGUUUGACCCUGAAGAUACUUUCCAGUCCCGGUUUUACGUGAGAAAGAAGAAGUCAGUGAAGGUGCCCAUGAUGAGCCUUGAGGACCUGACCGCGCCCUACCUCCGGGACGAGGUGCUCUCCUGCACCGUGCUGGAGCUCCAAUACGCCAGCAACGACAGCGCCCUCUUCAUCCUCCCCGACGAGGGCAAAAUGGAGGCCGUGGAGGCCAUGCUGUUCCCGGAGACCCUGAGGAGGUGGAGAGACUCGCUGCAGAUGAGAUGGAUAGAUGAACUCUAUCUGCCAAAGUUUUCCAUCUCCAGCAAGUAUAAUCUGGAAGAUGUACUCCCCCAGCUGGGCAUAAGGGAAGUCUUCACCAACCAGGCUGACCUGGCAGGAGUCACAGGAGCCAGGAAUCUGGUGGUUUCCCAGGUGGUCCACAGCACCGUGCUCGAUGUGGCCGAGGAGGGCACGGAAGCAGCUGCUGCCACGGGAAGCAAAAUUACUUUCUUGUCCGGAAAAAUGGGCCCACUGACCACUGUGCGUUUCAACAGGCCCUUUCUGUUAUUCAUAAUCAGCAAAGACACCCAGAGCAUCAUCUUUGGGGGCAAAGUCGCCAACCCCAAUCAAGCCUAGAGCUCCCCUCCAAGCGCUGGGCCCUUCACUAAGGAACCGGGUGCCUGGGUUUCUGGGUGUAGCCUGUGCUCCAAGGAGACUUGGGUCAUCUCUGAAGCUAAAGGGGAUAACACAGACAAGACCACAUCUUAUAAAGCACGUUAAUGAUUUCAUUUUUGUUCCAGCUUUGUUGGGAUAUAAUUUACACAUAAAUUGUGUAAGUUUAAUGUGUGCAACGUGACGAUUUCACACACACACACAUACAUAGUGAAUAGUGUCAGUUAACACCUCCAUCACUCCACAUAAUUACCAUUUUGUGUGUGUGUGGUGAGAACGUUUAUGAUCUACUCUCGUAGCAACUUUCAAUUAUAUAAUACAGUAUUGUUAACCAUACUCACCAUGCUGUACAUUAGCUCCCCAAACUUACUCAUCUUCUAACUGGAAGUUUGUACCCUUUGACCGACAUCUCCCCAUUUCCCCUACUCCCAGCCCCUGGCAACCACCAUUCUACUCUGUUUCUACGAGUUCAGCUUUUUCCCAUUCCACAUAUAAGUGAGAUCAUCCAGUACUUGUCUUUCUCUGUCUGACUUAUUUCACUUAGUGUAAUGCCCUCAAGGUCCAUCCAUGAUGUCACAAAUGGCGAGAUUUCCUUCUUUCUCAUGGCUGCAUAAUAUUCCAUUGUGUGUAUAUAUAUACCAUAUUUUUUUAUCCAGUCACACUUAGACACUUGAGUUGUUUCCACAUCUUGGCUAUUGUGAAGAAUGCUACAAUCAACAUCGCUGUGCAAAUAUCUCUUUGAGACAGUACUUUCAUUUCCUUUGGAUAAAUACCCAGAAGUGGGAUUGCUGGAUCAUAUGGCAGUUUUAUUUUUAAUUUUUUGAGGGACCUCCAUACUAUUUUCUAUAGUGGCUGUACCAGUUUACAUCCCCGUCGACAGUGCACAAAGAUUCCCAUUUCUCCACGUCCUGGCCAACGCUUGUUAUCUCUUGUCUUUUUAUAAUAGCCAUUCUAAGAGGUGUGAGGUGAUAUCUCAGUGUGGUUUUGACUUUCAUUUCCCUGAUGGUUAGUGGUAUUGAGCAUUUUUUCAAGGACCUGCUGGCCAUUUGUAUGUCUUCUUUGGAAAAAUGUCUAUUCAGGUCCCAUGUCCUUUUUUUAAUCAGAUUGCUUAUGUUUUUUCUAAGUCAUAUAAGUUCCUUAUAUAUUUGGGAUAUUAAGCCCUUAUCAGAAAAUGAUUUGCAAAUAUUUUCUCCCAUUUGAUAGGUUGCCUUUUCAUUUUGUUGAUGGUUUCAUUUGCUGAAGGUUUUUGGUUUGAUGUAGUCCUGCUCAUUUAUUUUUGCCUUUGUUGCUUGUGUUUUUGGUGCCAAUCCAAAAACUCAUUGCCAAGACCAAUGUCAAGGAGCUCCUUCUCUGUGUUUUCCUCUAGGAGUUUUAUGGUUUCAGGUCUUAUGUUUAUUAAGUCUAUAAUUAAUUUUUUGAGCAGCAUAAGAGAGGAGUCUAAUUUCAUUCUUCUAUAUGUGAUUAUCCAGUUUUCCUGACACCAUUUAUUGAGGAGACUAUCUUUUCGCCAUUGAGUGUUCUUGGAUCCCUGGUCAAAUAUUAGUUGACUGUAUAUGCAAGAGUUAAUCUCCGUGCUCUUGACUCUGUUCCAUUUGUCUAUGUGUAUUUUUAUGACAGUACUAUACUGCUUUGAUUGCUAUAGUUUUGUGAUACAGUUUGAAAUCAGGAGGUGUGAUGCCUCCAGCUUCAUUCUUCUUUCUCAGGAUUGCUUUGAAAAAUUAAAAAUAUGUGGAAGUUAAACAACACAUUCCUGAACAAUUGAUCAAAGAAAUCAAAAGGGAAAUAAAAACCAUCUUGAAACAAAUGGA